AGGAUCCUUGAGGAGAGAAAGGCCCAGGAAAUCAGUCUGGUCAGUCUGAUGCCACAGUUUAGUUAAGGAGCAGAGUGCUCAAGGAAUGUGUCACACAGCAGCCUGCUUCCCCCAGGCCCUCCUUUUCUUCCAGGAACAUGAGAAGAGACUGGUAAAUGGAAAAUCCUUCUUCCCUGCAAACAGAGCCACCACACCAGCAUCUACUACUUCCUGAUGUUUGGCUUUUAUAAAGGGUUCUUGGUGCACUCUGGGAUGGAAAUUUUUCUCAAGGCAACCAGCAGAAACUAUUUUAGGCUGAGAUUUUCAUAACAGCUUUACUGCCUUCCUAAAGAAAGAGAUCACCUGAUUUCCUGGAAACAUUGGAGAAAAACCACCCCACUCCACCACCAUUUACAUCUGCUUGGCAAUGGAUGGUGGGUGAAGGACUUUGGGCACUGGAACAUUUGGACCAGGAGCAGAUCCUCUGAGGCAUUUCAUGGACUGACAGGAGAGAGAAAAAGGUGGCUGAGGAAAUGGGAGCCAGUCAAGGUGACCAGAGUUGUUCACUGCUCUCUUAUCUCCCCAUACACAGCCAAGUUCUCACAUCUGCUCUUCUCCAGGCCAUUGCUCAAGCAGUAAAAUACAGAUGGUUUCUCAGCAAGAAUCCCAUGGAAGGAAGGAAUGAAAGAAGGAAGGGAAGGACCCCUAAUCCCCAAAAGCCAGAUGAGGUCAGUGUUAGCAGCAGAAGACACACAGUACCACUCUGGUAGCCUCAAGUGCACCUGAAUGCUCACACUGCCCGUGCCCCCAGUCCCAACCCCUCCCUCCCAGAGAGGAGCAGCAGAAAGAAAUGAAACACUACAGAUGAGGAGGGCAAGGAGUUCAGGAAGGCUCUAAUCUCAUGAACUCGCUGGAGGGGAUGAGGAACUGCUUGUUCCGGGCGCUGGGGGAUCAGCUGGAGGGGCACUCCCGCAACCACCUGCGCCACCGCCAGGAGACCGUGCAGUUCAUGGUGCAGCAGCGCGCCGACUUCGAGCCCUUCGUGGAGGACGAUGUGCCCUUUGACAAGCACGUUGCCAAUUUGGCCAAGCCUGGUACUUUUGCUGGCAAUGAUGCUAUCGUGGCCUUUGCAAGGAACAACCAAAUGAAUGUGGUUAUUCAUCAGCUCAACACUCCACUGUGGCAGAUCCGGGGCACGGACAGGAGCGGCGCCAGGGAGCUGCACAUCGCCUACAGGCACGGCGAGCACUACGACAGCCUCAUUUGUUGUGAUUCAUGUUGUUGUAGUGCACUGGAGUUUGUCUGCAGUGCAGGAGAUGUGGGAGGCUCUCAGCCAUGGUGGAAGUUACAGUUUCCAGGAGGGUUUGACACAGGAUGUUCCCAAGAAAAGUGUGCCAUGAUAAUUGCUGUUGUUAGGAUGUCAGACUUUGUUGGAUUGCAUGCUUGUGUGAUCUGCUGGGUGUGUGAUCUGUGUGUCCUGCUGGGCUUUGCUCUUCUUCAGAUGCUUUGCAAGAACGAUUCCAGUAAGGCAGAGGAAGUGAAGCCACAGAAGGGCAGCUCUGAAGAUGAGACUGAGGUGGAGAUGGAAGAUGCUGUACAAAAAGUGUGCAGUGCAACUGGGUGUUCAGACAUGGAUUUAGUGAGCCACAUUCUUGAGGUGGAGGACUACAACGUGGAGUCUGCAAUAUUUGUCAUCUUGCAGAUGAAGGAAGUGGAAGGAAUAGGUGCUGAGGAGCAGCAGGAGCCCCCAGGCAGGGAGCAGAAAUCCUGCAGCAGGACACUGUGGGAAGAGAAUGGAACUGGUUCAAGAAUCUUUGGAAAUCAGAGCUUGCAUCCAGGUGAAGCAGAGAACAACAAGGGACAAGCUGGAUCCAGGGAAGAGAACCGAGCCAGCAGGAACCCAAAGGUGGCCAAGAGGCAAAGGAAGGAGCAGCAGCGGCUGGAGAAGAAGAAGCGGCAGGAGGAGAGGCACCGGCAGAAGGUCCUGGCCACCAAGGGGGACAGGGCAGACACCAGCACAGAGACAGAGCCAGCCAGCCAUGUCACCCUGGUCAAGGCCAUGGCUGCCCUGAACAUAUGACUCAGUGCUCUGAUGAGAAAAGCAAAUAAAACUGAUGAAGGCGAAAUUCCCCCAGGAGAAUUUCCAGGCACCCGUGUUUAUCUUGAAAUCCAUCUCUGCUGGGAUUUCCAAACACAAGAGAGCUUCCUCUUCCUUUGCUUGUGGGGAGGACAAUUGCUCAUUGAUUCUGCAUCAACCUGUGGUGAGAAGAGCUGUUUAAACUUAACAGGAAGUAGAGACUUGGAUCUAUAAUUUUGGAGUUACAUGAAGGUCAGGACCUUUUCUUCACACAACGGUGUCAGAUUUAUUUUGACAUCUCUUGAUGUGCCUGGUUUGGUUUUGUUUUGGUUUUUUUUUUAUUUUAUUUGGUUAUGCCUGGAGGAGCUUUAUUUUACCUCACUGUCAGGGUGUCAGACAAUCUCUUAACAAAUCUCAACUCAGGAAUAUCUCUAGUGGAUCUUUUUCUAUUUAAAUUCAAAAAAAAGUAAGAAAACAGAGUCCCAGAAUCCUUUCCAAAGCAAAGUGUGUCAGCCAGCACUGCUGUCUCAAACAUGACAUUCCUGUUUUGUUUGCCAUGCAGGAAUACAGUGACAAGUUUUAAUCUCACUGGAACUGCUGGCAUUGCACUGAGCAGGUUCAGAAGUGAUGAAUACAUGGAGGGAGCUGGGGAUUGCUGCAUCCAUGCUUGCUGAGGUUUGGGAUCAGCUCCUUUAUGAUGAGACCUGUAGGGGAUAAAAAAACCCCAAAACAAUAAUCCCAGUUGACUCAUGAGAAUGCAGAGCUGAUUCUUCUGAUCUGGUAAAAUGUGACAGGAACAGGCUUCAAGUUUCUGAUGCAUGGUGUUACUUGGACACCUGGAGUCUUGUCCCCUUUGCCCUGUUCCAGAGCUUUUGGGCCACUCCAGGGCUUUAGUCCAAGUCAGGGGCUGGCUAGGUGUCAGUCUCCAAAUGAAAUCAGUAUAGCCAAAGGACCAAGAGAACUGAGAAGAAGCUCCCAAGCCGCAUUGAUCCCAGGAAAACCUGCCUAUUUCACUUCAUAAAUCAACCUUUUUUUCCAGGGUAGUUUUUUUUUCUUCUUAAAUUCCAUUUUAGUGAGGUCACCAAGUAGGAUGCAGAGCUUGACUCCUGUGAUGUUUUCCACUGUAGGACUGAGAAUUUGGAUAGAAGUGAAAGGGCUGUGGGAUUGAUCAGCCUUUGAUUUAUAGCUCCCAGUGUUUCAGCUCCACUCAGGUUUUUGGACUUGUAACAAGCACUAAGCUUGAAGAAAGGACAUGUGCACUACACACUGAGACACCUCAUCAGCCAUGGCAGAGGUGAGAGGGAUUUUUUAAAAGUAAGGAGUGUUGCAUUUUAAAAACUUGUCUGUGCUUAAAAGUUUAUAAAUCAGCAUGGAAAUAUUAAUGGGUUUUUACUGAACUGCCAGGAACUGGGCUGGUACUUGAAGAAUAAGAAGGAAGGACUCUCCUGUAAGAACUGGUGGCGUAGGAAUUCCUUUUUCUCCAAGACAGUCAUUUUUACAGUAGUGGGAAGGGAGGUGAGUCACAGCUUAGUGGGGAGAAAGUGCAAAUUCUUUCAGGGGGUGAUAAAUUGUGACAGCGGGUUUGGCAAGGCAGUGCAGGUGACUGUGUCACCCGUGUCCUGCCCUGUCCUGUGUUUUGGUCUGAAAGGCAGGUGUGUUCUGAGGUUUGAAGAGAUAAGAAAUUGCAGUUGUGCACUGUGAGUAAGAGAUUUGAUCUCAAUGAUUUGGGGUUUUGUCCUGUGGAGCCAGAGCUGACAAGACAUUCAUUGUUGCCUGCAGCCUGAGAGCUGUGGAGGGAGUUGGUGAGGAGGGAACCCAAACCUCACCCCAUGGUGUGCAGCAGGAAAGGAGGGUCUGCAACAGCAGCACCAACAGCAGAGGGAGAGAGUGGCCCACAGCUCAUGGCCUCUGAUACAUGAACAAAAUCUGGGGCUGAAAAUGCUUUCAUUUCCAAGUGUAAUGUGAUUAAAAUAAACUCUUAAUGUGCUGGGCUCUUAAAUCUUGACAAACCAGUCAAAUUCCCUUUAUCUUGCCAGGGCAGCUUUGUGCCUGCACAGCCAUUCCAUAUCCAGAGAUGUUAAAACUGAUUUUGUCUCUUUCACGUUUUUCCCGUUGAAAUUUCCACCUUCCCAAUGUAUAUUUUUUUCCCUAGGGAAUCUUUGUGCAACAUUCUUCACCAAACUCA
Zonotrichia albicollis (white-throated sparrow) is the source of this 4241-nucleotide messenger RNA. The record is from RefSeq and is a predicted model, not a curated record. NCBI's taxonomy places the organism in Eukaryota, Metazoa, Chordata, Aves, Passeriformes, Passerellidae.